This is a messenger RNA of Tarenaya hassleriana, 2147 nucleotides long. Its product is annotated as cytochrome P450 734A1-like. Gene Ontology annotation, molecular function: iron ion binding; heme binding; oxidoreductase activity, acting on paired donors, with incorporation or reduction of molecular oxygen. Bases 222 to 1772 code for a protein of 516 amino acids. The transcript is spliced from 5 exons. The record is from RefSeq and is a predicted model, not a curated record. NCBI's taxonomy places the organism in Eukaryota, Viridiplantae, Streptophyta, Magnoliopsida, Brassicales, Cleomaceae. Gene Ontology annotation, biological process: brassinosteroid homeostasis; brassinosteroid metabolic process.
CAAGAUAAGAGGAAACCAAACUAGAAAAAACAAAAAAAAAACAUUUAAAGCUGAAAAUAAAGAGAGAAAAAAGGGGAAAAAAAUCGCCUUUUUAACACCUCAUUCCCUCUUUCUCCGGCACUCGUAUAACGAAAACACGACGCACACCAAAGGAGAAGAAAGACCCAUUUGGUUCUUCCUCGCCUCUCGGUUCUCUGCUGUUUCCUUCUGGUGUUCCCACAAUGGAGGAUGAGACCACCUGGUUGAGCCCCAAGGCUGUGCUUCUGUCUCUAAUGGUGGGUUUUGUAGUGGCGAAGGGCAUGUCCAUUCUUUGGUGGAGACCGAGAAAGAUCGAAGAACAUUUCUCGAGACAGGGGAUUCGCGGACCUCCUUAUCACUUCUUCAUCGGCAAUGUCAGAGAACUUUCCGGAAUGAUGCUCAAAGCUUCUUCACACCCCAUGCCUUUCUCCCACAAUAUUCUUCCCAGGGUUCUUUCGUUUUACCACCACUGGAGGAAAAUCUAUGGUUCGACAUUUCUGGUUUGGUUCGGACCAACUGUCCGGUUAACGGUUGCCGAUCCCGAUCUGAUCAGAGAAGUUUUCUCGAAAUCAUUCUACGAGAAAAACGAAACUCACCCACUCGUUAAACAGCUCGAAGGCGAUGGACUUCUCAGUCUCAAAGGUGAAAAAUGGGCUCGUCAUCGGAAAAUCAUCAGCCCGACAUUUCACAUGGAAAACCUCAAAUUGCUCGUCCCUGUGGUAGCGAAGAGCGUAACGGAUAUGGUCGAGAAAUGGUCGGAUACACUGUCGGAAUCCGGCGAGAUCGAGAUUGAUGUCUACGAAUGGUUUCAGAUUCUGACAGAAGAUGUAAUAACGAGAGCAGCUUUUGGAAGUAGCUACGAAGAUGGACGGGCAAUUUUCAGAUUACAAGCUCAGCAGAUGCUUCUCUGUGCAGAAGCUUUUCAGAAAGUGUUCGUCCCCGGCUACAGGUUUUUUCCGACGAAGAGGAACAUAAGCUCGUGGACGAUCGACAAGGAGAUAAGGAAGUUGCUGGUGAAGCUGGUAGAGCGGCGGAGGACGAGCUCCGGCGGACAGACGGCGGCGAAGGAUUUGUUGGGGCUAAUGUUAGAGGCGUCGAAGUCGUCGGAGAAUGUGACGGUGAACGACAUAGUGGAGGAGUGCAAGACCUUCUUCUUCGCCGGCAAACAGACAACGUCGAACUUGCUGACGUGGACGACCAUCUUGCUGUCCAUGCACCCGGAGUGGCAGGCCAAGGCACGUGAUGAGGUUCUCAGGGUCUGCGGCUCACGUGAUGUCCCCACCAAAGACGACGUCGUUAAGCUCAAGACGCUAAGCAUGAUCCUCAACGAAUCCCUACGGCUAUACCCACCAAUAGUGGCGACAAUCAGACGGGCGAGGGCUGACGUGGAACUUGGAGGGUACAAGAUCCCCUCCGGCACGGAGCUCCUGAUUCCGAUCCUCGCCGUCCAUCACGAUCAAGCGAUCUGGGGCAACGACGCAAACGAAUUUAAUCCGGCUCGGUUCGCGGAUGGCAUGGCUCGUGCAGCCAAGCACCCGCUAGGGUUCAUGCCAUUCGGAGUCGGGGUCCGAACAUGUAUCGGGCAAAACCUAGCCAUGCUCCAUGCGAAACUCACGCUCGCAAUCUUGAUCCAACGGUUCACAUUCCAUCUGGCCCCCAGUUAUCAGCACGCACCAACGGUCUUGAUGUUGUUAUACCCUCAGCAUGGUGCACCAGUCAUAUUCCGCAGAUCGGACGGUCAAGAUUAUCGUUAAAAGAUCAACGGUCCUGAUUUCAUCAUAUGGUUCCAACAUUUCUAAAGGGUUUGACCGAAUUACCCUUUGCAGCCUUGCAAAAAACAAAAUAAAAAUAAAAAUUUACAAGGCUUUGCUAACUGACUUGCGUUACAUGUUCAUGGUCAUUUUUUCACCUCUCUAUAUAAAAUUUAAUUUGGCAUGUAAUUGCUAUUUUUUUCUUCUUUUAUUUUUUUUUAUCUUCUAUAUUUUGGUUUUUGCUUUGAAGCUUUGUAGUAGUGGUGCUAACAAGUAGGUUGCAUUUUUGCUCUUUUGAUUUCCCCUUUGUGUGUAUGUAAUGUAUAUGUGCAUAAUGUUUACACAAUUUUGCAAAUAUUUUGGAGUUCGAGGAAAUUA